AUGGCCUUGUUGACGGAAGUUAGCACGGAAGAGGAGGAGUUUAACCAUGGUGCGAGUGAAAUCGAGGUAAAAAUGUAUUUACUGUGCGAGGUCAACGUGACAGACAGAAGCGACCUGUUGCUGCUGGAUGACCGAGCCGUGUUGCUGGCCGUGAGGGCGGCGGUGGAGCGGAUGCACGGAGACUACGGAGCAGCUCUGUGUAGCAUCAGAUUCUCUGUGAAAUAUCUAAAUGCACACACUGGAAUAGUGUUUCUACGUUUCCCCAAAAAGUGUUACAAACUCCUCUGGUCUGCAUUACCCUUCAUUACCCACCUUGAAAGUCGUGGGAAAAGAAUUCCAUGUUUUCUGAACUGUUUGCAUGUCGGAGGAACAAUUCGGACAUGUCAGAAGUUUCUGAUCCGCUACAACGCCAAACAGCUCCAACGAAUGCUCCCAGAGUGCAAAAAUGAAGAAGAAAAACAGCAAAUUCGCCGGGCAAUUCUGAGCUGCUCCCUAAUACGUUCAAACAAGGAACAAUUUGCAGAUGAAUCAAAGAGUGAAGAUGAAGAUGAAGAAGAGUGA
This is a messenger RNA of Menidia menidia (Atlantic silverside), 561 nucleotides long. The record is from the annotation of a GenBank genome assembly. NCBI's taxonomy places the organism in Eukaryota, Metazoa, Chordata, Actinopteri, Atheriniformes, Atherinopsidae.